CAACAUACCGGAGUAUUUACAAAUAACUAAUAAUAUAUUAUUUAGUUUGUUAAAUUAAUAAAUAAUUUAUAAUGUCUGUUAAAAGGAAACCUGAAGGACAAAUUCCUGCUGAAGAAAGUGAUUUGUUACUCAUAAGACCUUUGGGCGCUGGACAAGAAGUAGGACGAUCAUGUAUUAUGUUGGAAUUCAAGGGCAAAAAAAUUAUGUUGGAUUGUGGUAUCCACCCCGGUUUAUCAGGACUUGAUGCGUUACCAUUCGUUGAUUUAAUAGAAGCAGACGAGAUUGAUCUUUUAUUAAUUUCACAUUUUCAUUUGGAUCAUUGUGGAGCCCUGCCAUGGUUUUUGCAAAAAACAAGUUUCAAAGGACGUUGUUUCAUGACACACGCUACUAAAGCUAUUUAUAGAUGGUUGUUGUCUGAUUAUAUAAAAGUCAGUAACAUUUCGACAGAGCAAAUGUUAUACACCGAAGCAGAUUUAGAAGCGAGUAUGGAUAAAAUUGAAACCAUGAAUUUCCAUGAAGAACGUGAUGUCCUUGGUAUAAAAUUCUGGGCCUACAAUGCUGGCCAUGUUUUGGGUGCUGCUAUGUUUAUGAUAGAAAUUGCAGGAGUCAAAAUUUUGUACACUGGUGAUUUUUCGAGGCAAGAAGAUCGACAUUUGAUGGCUGCAGAAAUUCCGGCUGUACAACCUGAUGUACUAAUAACGGAAUCUACAUACGGAACACAUAUACAUGAAAACCGUGAAGACAGAGAAAACCGAUUUACAAGUUUAGUGGAAAAUAUAGUCACCCGCGGCGGAAGAUGUCUGAUACCAGUUUUUGCAUUAGGACGAGCCCAAGAAUUAUUGCUAAUUCUGGACGAAUAUUGGUCAAAUCAUCCAGAUCUUCAUGAUGUACCAAUUUACUAUGCUUCAUCCUUAGCAAAAAAAUGUAUGGCUGUUUAUCAAACAUACAUAAAUGCUAUGAACGAUAGGAUUCGAAGACAGAUUGCUGUUAACAAUCCUUUUGUAUUUAAACACAUCAGUAAUCUUAAGGGUAUAGACCAUUUUGAAGACGUAGGUCCAUGUGUAGUAAUGGCUUCACCAGGUAUGAUGCAAUCAGGUUUAUCACGAGAACUUUUUGAAUAUUGGUGCACGGAUUCAAAAAACGGUGUAAUCAUAGCAGGUUAUUGCGUCGAAGGCACUUUAGCAAAAACAAUCCUAUCAGAACCUGAUGAAAUCACGAGUAUGUCUGGACAAAAACUACCCUUAUCGUUAUCAGUAGACUAUAUAUCAUUUUCUGCACAUACUGAUUAUCAACAAACCAGCGAAUUUAUUCGGUUGCUUAAACCAGCACACGUGGUGUUAGUCCAUGGUGAACAAAACGAAAUGAGUCGUUUAAAAUCAGCUUUACAAAGAGAGUAUGAAAAUGCUCCUCAGGGACAACAAUUGACUUUACACAAUCCGAGGAACACACAUGCGGUCGAGUUGUAUUUUAGAGGAGAAAAAACAGCUAAAGUUAUGGGAUCUUUAGCCGUAGACAGACCGAUAGCUGGUCACAGAUUAUCAGGUGUCAUUGUUAAACGAGAUUUUAAAUACCAUGUACUUGCUGCCAGUGAUUUAGGUAAAUACACAGACAUGUCCAUGUCCUUAGUAACCCAAAGACAAUCUUUACAUUGGACAGGAAGUGUUCCGCAUUUAAUGGCACUUUUGGCAAGAUUUGGCAAAGUCGAACACAUCGAAGGAGAUAAACAUUUGAAAUUAUUUGAUUGCAUUGAUCUCACAUUCGAAGGUAAAUGUGCAAUUCUAGAAUGGCAAGCCACACCAGUAAGUGAUAUGUAUGCAGAUUCAGUGAUUGCUUCUAUGUUGCAAAUCGAAAUGAUUCCAAAUUCUUCCACAAUGCCUGUUACACCUGUGCCGAAGGCUGAUAAAAUGCAUUAUAAGGAAUGUUUGAUCGAAACAUUACAGGACAUGUUUGGUGUGGAUUCGGUGCCAAAAUUAUUCAAAGGUGAUAUUUUAAAUGUUACUGUUGGCAAAAGCGAAGCUGAAGUGGAUUUACAAAAUUUGGUUGUUACGUCGAAAGAUGAAACUUUGCAAAGGAUGGUUCAAACUGCAGUAACAAAAUUACAUGAAGCCAUCAUGCCCAUACAUUAA
Messenger RNA from Ctenocephalides felis (cat flea), 2126 nucleotides. It is a transcript of the gene Cpsf73, whose product is annotated as cleavage and polyadenylation specificity factor 73. Gene Ontology annotation, biological process: mRNA 3'-end processing by stem-loop binding and cleavage. The record is from RefSeq and is a predicted model, not a curated record. The transcript has 16 exons. Gene Ontology annotation, cellular component: mRNA cleavage and polyadenylation specificity factor complex. The coding region runs from base 72 to 2126 and encodes 684 amino acids. Gene Ontology annotation, molecular function: RNA endonuclease activity; 5'-3' exonuclease activity; RNA binding. Lineage: Eukaryota; Metazoa; Arthropoda; Insecta; Siphonaptera; Pulicidae.